AUGACCGCCACGGCGUGGAAAAAAGACAGGCAGCCCGAGAAGGCGUCCUCUAGUGCUCUACCCACACAGGAUCCCAGAGCCGAAGACUUCAUGAGCCCCUUUGCAAGUAUCAAAGAUGAUGCCAUUGACUCUGGCAUCAUAGCGUCCUUGGUGGCCUCAAUGGCUGACGGAAAGAGCUCCGUGAUCCACAUUUUUCCCGGCGAAGACACCCUGAUCGGCCGUCAAUCCCUCUGUAACUUCAAAGUCCCCCACCCCUCCUGCUCAAACACCCACAUCCGCAUCUACUCCGUCAUCUUCGAGUCCCGCUACGAGCCCCUGAUCUACUGCGAGGACCUCUCCCUCAACGGCACCUUCCUCAACGGCCGUCUCAUCGGCAAGGGUAAUAGCGUCCUCCUGAGCAACGGUGAUAGAAUCGACAUCAGGAAUGCUGCGUGCUUUAGGUUUAGUCAAGUGCUUGGUGAAAUUGCCCCCGAGGACAUCAUUGCCGAAGGUGAGAAACGGGCAUUUGCAAACUCGUAUGAGCUCUCGAGUAGAAUCCUAGGCGCAGGUGGGUAUGGGAGGGUGUAUAUGGCGUGGGAUGUGAAGACGCAUAGACAGGUUGCGUGUAAGGUUAUGGAGCUGAGGCCGGAUGCGAAGGGUGGGAAGAAGAAGAAUUGGGCUAGGUUGAGGGAGAUGUAUAUGAGGGAGGUAGAGGUCUUGAGAAGCUUGAGCCAUCCCAAUAUUAUGAGCAUCCAUAAAGCGUUCUCUACGAGCUCUAGAAUCUACAUCUUUGAAGAGCUCAUUACGGGUGGAGAUCUAUUCUCGCAUCUUGGGCAGAAGCUCUGCCUUGAUGAGAUUGAGGCCAUGCCUGUUGUGUGGCAGAUCCUGAAGGCGCUAGAGUAUUUGCACUCAAAGGGAAUUGUCCACAGAGAUCUCAAGCCCGACAACAUUCUCUGCACCAGCAACGUAGCCGGCUCACGAGUCGUCUUGACCGAUUUUGGCUCCGCCCGCUUCUUCACCCCCGCCACGAGAAUGACAAGUGCAGUCGGCACCCUGGAGUAUCUAGCCCCUGAAGUCAUCCCGCCAACCAGAGGCAUGGUCAGUAGUGGAUACUCGCAUGCAGUCGACCUCUGGUCUUUAGGUAUCGUUGUCUACGUCCUACUUUCUGGCUACUCCCCCUUUGGCGCCGAGAGCGGUCCUACGCUCCCGCCUGAUGCAGUCCUUGCUAAAGCUCGUUCUGGCGACCUUCGGCGUCUGGAAACUGGCGUCGAGUGGAGAGAUGUCAGCGGCGAGGCGAAGGACUUUAUCAGGUCCCUAAUCUGCGUUGACCCCAGGAAACGAAUGACGCUGGAGCAGGCAAAGAAGCACAAUUGGCUAGGUAGGCACGCAAAAGAGCUUGAAGAAGUCUAUAGCCGUGCUGUUGGGGACUGGUAUAGAAGACGCUCUAUCCCCGCAGAGGAGGAAAUCACUGUCCCAUUACAGAACUUCAAUCCCGCGCAGAGCCAUGCUCGUGCUGCAAGAGGUAACAGCAGCUUCACGCCGAGUCAUUUUGGGUUUGAGCCUGGAAGCUCUCUUGCCCGUCUUGAAAGGGCGGGGGUAGGUAGUGGUGAAGUAGCUAUAGAAGAAGAGGAAAUGUCUGAUGUUCCAGAGCUCCUAUUUGACCAGUUUACGCCCGGUAGUCCACAUCAUCUCAGCCCAGGGUUUGAGAGCACCGACGAGACCCAAGAUGGAGAGGAGGAUGAGUGGCGUGACAAUGCGCUGUAUACAGCGGAGGAGGACGAGCUACAUGAUGCGGCUGCGGGAGAUGGGAGGUUGAGGAGUGCUAUGGAGCUCUCGAGGGAGGUGGAGGCUAGGCGGGAGCAGAGGAUGAGAGAGUUGAGGGAGGGUGGUGAGGAGACUAUUAGGAGUAGGUUCUUUUAUUGA
This is a messenger RNA of Morchella sextelata, 1902 nucleotides long. RefSeq lists its product as uncharacterized. The transcript has 5 exons. Gene Ontology annotation, biological process: protein autophosphorylation; peptidyl-serine phosphorylation; intracellular signal transduction. NCBI's taxonomy places the organism in Eukaryota, Fungi, Ascomycota, Pezizomycetes, Pezizales, Morchellaceae. The record is from RefSeq and is a predicted model, not a curated record. Bases 1 to 1902 code for a protein of 633 amino acids. Gene Ontology annotation, molecular function: calmodulin binding; ATP binding; calcium-dependent protein serine/threonine kinase activity. Gene Ontology annotation, cellular component: nucleus; cytoplasm.